GGGCACAAGGACGCCUAGGGGGUUUGUAGGAGUUUGCUGGGGGCUGCAAAUUGGGACAGGAACAUCGAGAGUUGGAAACAGCCUGGGCAAAAGCGCCGAGGCGCGACAGAGUGGCGGCUUGUGGGGAGUGGGUUGAUGACGUGGGAGCAAGGCUCUGGGAGAGGUCGAGCAUGGGCUACACAGUGAUUCAAGGCCCGACAUUCUGAGGUCAGGACUGAUUUUCUCCCAGCUCUACAAACAUGGAAACUUAAGUUUUAAGAGAUUGUCACUAGUCCGGGGUCACCCAGCUAAGCGGGAUUCUAAUCAGAAGAGGGGGGCGGGCACCCAAGCAGAGGAGGGCCCCACGCACUUCCUCCUCCUUCCGCCAUCACUUAGAGGGGAAACUGAGGCCCAGGGUAGUCCUGGGCACUCAAGGCCCCGAUUGGGUCCAGCCUAUCCCACACCCCUCUAGCUCGGGGCUGGACGUGUCUCGAGGCAUAUCUGAAAGUGGUGGCCAGUUGAUGAUUAAACCUAGUGCCAGAAUGCUCUUGCUGGGUAACUUCAAGCCCGGGACCCGCUUCCGGCCCUGUUUCCCCUCUUUACCCCCGGGGUCUUCGAGAGACCGGCUCUGGCCCCCGAUGCUUCAGUUUCACCGAGGGUAGAGGGCAGGCAGCUGGGGCGUUUGAGGUUUUGUUCCACGCCUGGGAGGAGCCACGCCCCUCGCCGCGCCAUUGGUGUGGUCCUUUGUGGGGGUGGGGCCUGUGUCUCGCCCCGCCCCGCCCCGCCCGCCGUAUAAAGGCAGCGCCGGCGCCGGGCGCACAGGAAUUUCUGGCCUGGUCCGCAAGUGCGCCUGCGCACGUUGGGCCGGUUCGCGUUCUGAAGCUGUAGCCUCGGCGCCUCGCGCCGCCGUGCCGCCGCGUCGCGGGUUCGAGGCCAGGGUCUGUGCGUCGCGGGUUCGCAUCCCGGCCGCGAUGCUGUUCGACAAGGUGAAGGCGUUCGUGGUGCAGCUGGAUGGCGCGAGCGCGGGGGCCGAGCCGGUGUUCAGCGGCGGCCAGGCCGUUGCCGGCCGAGUGCUGCUGGAGCUGGCGGGCCCGGCGCGCGUGGGCUCCCUGAAGCUGCGCGCGCGGGGCCGCGCCCACGUGCACUGGACCGAGUCGCGCAGCGCCGGCUCGAGCACCGCGUACACGCAGAGCUACAGCGAGCGUGUGGAGGUCGUGAGCCACCGUGCCACGCUACUCGCGCCAGACACCGGAGAGACCACGACGCUGCCUCCCGGGCGCCACGAGUUCCCGUUCAGCUUCCAGCUGCCUCCGACCCUGGUGACGUCAUUCGAGGGUAAACAUGGCAGUGUCCGAUACUGCAUCAAGGCCACCCUGCACCGGCCCUGGGUCCCUGCCCGCCGGGCAAGGAAGGUAUUUACUGUCAUAGAGCCCGUGGACAUCAACACGCCUGCCCUGCUGGCCCCUCAGGCGGGAGCUCUGGAGAAAGUCGCCCGAUCGUGGUACAGCAGUCGUGGCCUUGUCUCCCUCUCGGCCAAGAUUGACCGAAAGGGCUAUACGCCAGGUGAGGUAAUCCCCGUCUUCGCCGAGAUCGACAACGGCUCCACGCGCCCAGUGCUGCCUCGGGCAGCAGUGGUCCAGACGCAGACCUUCAUGGCCCGAGGUGCCCGCAAGCAGAAGCGAGCAGUGGUGGCCAGUCUCUCGGGCGAGCCCGUGGGCCCCGGGCGGCGGGCGCUGUGGCAGGGCCGGGCGCUGCGGAUCCCCCCCGUGGGUCCUUCCAUCCUGCACUGCCGGGUGCUACACGUGGACUAUUCCCUCAAGGUCUGCGUGGACAUCCCUGGCACCUCCAAGUUGCUCCUGGAGCUGCCGCUGGUCAUCGGCACCAUCCCCCUGCACCCUUUCGGCAGCCGCUCGUCCAGCGUGGGCAGCCGUGCCAGCUUCCUGCUGGACUGGGGGCUGGGGGCCCUGCCAGAGCGACCUGAGGCUCCUCCCGAGUACUCAGAGGUGGUGGCAGGUGGGGAGGUGGCGGCCGCGGGGCAGAGUCCCUUUCCACCGCUGCAGGACGCUGACGUGAACCUUGAAGGCCCCUUCUUCGCCUAUAUCCAGGAGUUCCGCUACCGCCCCCCACCCCUGUACUCCGAGGAUCCAAACCCACCCUCAGAGGCCAUGAGGCCACGCUCCAUGACCUGCUGAGGGGUGAGUGAAUACCUCGAGGGAUGCGGGUACACACAGGCUUCCGGCCUCCGUGGACAUGGGGAGUGGCUGGAUCGAGAGCGGCCCGACCGGACUGCGCUGAUGUUGGGGAAUCCGCGGCUCGGAACAGGGCAGGGCUUUCCGACAUAACCCAGGACGGGGGAAGAGUCUGGAACCUGACUGACGUGGACUGGCCCUCGCGAGGCAUCUGAUGCCCCUUGUCGGAUCCCGUCUUGUCUACGCCGGCCUGUGGACAGGGCUCGGGUCCCCCGGGAGCCUCUGGUCUGGGAGAGACGUCGCCAGACGUAAACGCUUCCGGUCCCGUGGGACCAGAGGAAGAGACCCAGGACCGGGAGAGUCCAGACGGGAGCAGAGAGGGCUUCCCGGAGCAGAGGGCGUUCUGGUUGAGGCGGUGGCGUGUGAAUAGCGGCCCAGCAGGCAGACAAGCAGGAGGAGGAAGAAGUCGGAGAAGGUCAGAGCUGAGCGAUGUUUGGAGAUCACCCCCUUCAUCUUAGAACUGGGGCUCAGAAAGCGAGUGCCUCCGUUGAGGCCACACGGCAAGGGCCGGCAGGCGAGAGGGCCCAGGAGUGAGGCAUUCAGGGAAGCGGGUCAUUGGAGCUCCGUGGGGCUUAUGGGUGGCAGGAGACCACUGCUCCAGCCUUUGUUUUGUUUGUUUUUUAAAAGCAUUUAUUUAUUUUGA
This is a messenger RNA of Lynx canadensis (Canada lynx), 2871 nucleotides long. RefSeq names its product arrestin domain containing 2 (gene ARRDC2). Gene Ontology annotation, cellular component: plasma membrane; cytoplasm. NCBI's taxonomy places the organism in Eukaryota, Metazoa, Chordata, Mammalia, Carnivora, Felidae. Gene Ontology annotation, biological process: protein transport. The transcript has 8 exons. Bases 951 to 2171 code for a protein of 406 amino acids. The record is from RefSeq and is a predicted model, not a curated record.